This is a messenger RNA of Ochlerotatus camptorhynchus, 1038 nucleotides long. RefSeq lists its product as uncharacterized. The transcript is spliced from 2 exons. The coding region runs from base 184 to 1038 and encodes 284 amino acids. The record is from RefSeq and is a predicted model, not a curated record. Lineage: Eukaryota; Metazoa; Arthropoda; Insecta; Diptera; Culicidae.
UGUGAAGGUGGAAGCAAUUCUAUUGAAAUGAUUAUGAAGCUCUCGUGUUUUUGAAUUUGAAGAUUAUUACAAAUGAAUAAGUAUUGUUGAAGCUUGAACUAUUGGAGAGUAAGCAGUCGGCGAUUGUUCUCGAGAUACGAAAUUGAUUCUCUGCUCGCAUCGCAUUCCAACAAUACCGGAAGAAUGGCGCUCCCGGCUCUGUCAUCCCUCCAUUUACUGUUCCUUGCACUAUUUACCGCCCUGAGCGUGGGCGACGCUCAGGAGGUCAAUAGUACUCCUUCCCUUGACCGGCACCAGCUCAUCCCUCACUGGACAGUAUUGCCAGUCGCCUCCGCCGAUGCCAUCAGAUGGGAAAAUCGAAAUAAGAUUUAUCCUAAAACAACAAACUCGUUAAGUUCAGCAGCAUCCCUCGGGGAACAGGACUCCAUCACCGACGUUGAUGUGAUGAAAAGCAUAUCACUGACGACCACGACCGGCGUCGCCAGCAGACGACAGCUGACUCAUCUGGUGAAGCGCGAUGUAAUUAAAGUGCAAGAAUCUCUAUUAUCAUCGUCAUCUUCAUCAUCCUUGUCGCUGACAGCUUCGACGAUGAGUGCGAGAAUCGACCAGUCGCUAUCGGAGAGUUCUAAUGGCGCAAUUUGUCGCAACGGAAGCAACUUGCCAGAUCCGGCCGGAAGCUGCACCACCAACAGCAACAACGGCACUAAAUCAUCGGCAGAUGGGAACCAGACCUACGUUACUCCGUACUACACCAUCAUCAACCUGGACAACCAUAACGACGUCCUGUGCGAUGAGGAGUACUAUAUGGAAGAGUACAACGAGAACUGCUUCAUCGAUCAUAAUGUGACCUGCGUGGGCGAUCCGUUGUACUGCAAUCUAACGAACGAGGAGUACCAGCAACUGCUGAUGGACUACAUCUACCCAUCGACAGCCGAGUGGAUCCUGAUUGCAUCGCACUCGGUGGUGUUCAUAAUGGGGCUGGUGAGUACCUCAUGGGUGGUAUUUGGGUUGAAUUAUUUGCAGCAGAAGUCGCACUGA